Messenger RNA from Galeopterus variegatus (Sunda flying lemur), 10053 nucleotides. It is a transcript of the gene FREM2, whose product is annotated as FRAS1 related extracellular matrix protein 2. Bases 1 to 9408 code for a protein of 3135 amino acids. Gene Ontology annotation, biological process: cell communication. Gene Ontology annotation, cellular component: membrane. The record is from RefSeq and is a predicted model, not a curated record. The transcript is spliced from 23 exons. NCBI's taxonomy places the organism in Eukaryota, Metazoa, Chordata, Mammalia, Dermoptera, Cynocephalidae.
AUGCACACAGCCGGGCCCCCCGGGAUCGGCUCCCGCGCGCGCCGGACAGCCAACGCCACCAGCUUUCAGCCAAUACCUCCGCCGCCGCCGCCCCGGCUGCUGCUGCUGCUGCUGCUUCUCCUGUCACCGGUAAGCCGCGUCGCAGCACAGCCCGCUGCCACCGGCCGGGCGUUGCUGUCCCCGGGUCUCGCGGGGGCUGCGGGGGGCCCUGCCGAGGAGGCCAUAGUGUUGGCGAACCGCAGACUCCGGGUGCCCUUCGGCCGUGAAGUCUGGCUGGAUCCGCUGCACGACCUGGUGUUGCAGGUGCAACCGGGGGACCGCUGUUCGGUGACCGUGCUAGACAACGACGCGCUGGCCCAGCGGCCAGGCCGCCUUAGUCCCAAGCGCUUCCCGUGUGACUUCGGCCCCGGCGAGGUGCGCUACUCGCACCUAGGCGCGCGCAGUCCUUCGCGGGACCGCGUCCGCCUGCAGCUGCGUUACGACGCGCCCGGAGGGGCGAUAGUGCUGCCGUUGGUGCUGGAGGUGGAGGUGGUCUUCACCCAGCUGGAGGUUGUGACUCGGAACUUGCCUUUGGUCGUGGAAGAACUGCUGGGGACCAGCAAUGCCCUGGACGCGCGGAGCCUGGAGUUCGCCUACCAGCCCGAGACGGAGGAAUGCCGCGUGGGCAUCCUGUCCGGCUUGAGCGCGCUGCCGCGCUAUGGAGAGCUCCUCCACUACCCGCAGGUCCCUGGAAGUGCCAGACAGGGAGGCGUCCCGGAGCCUCUCCUGAUGGACUGUAAAGCUUUCCAGGAGCUAGGCGUGCGCUAUCGCCACACAGCCCCCAGUCGCUCACCAAACAGGGAUUGGGUGCCCAUGGUAGUGGAGCUGCGUUCUCGAGGGGCUCCUGUGGGCAGCCCGGCUUUGAAACGCGAGCACUUCCAGGUGCUGGUGAGGAUCCGAGGAGGGACCGAGAACACUGCGCCCAAGCCCAGUUUUGUGGCCAUGAUGAUGAUGGAGGUGGACCAGUUUGUACUGACUGCCCUGACCCCGGACAUGCUGGCAGCUGAGGAUGCUGAGUCUACCCCUGACCUGCUGAUCUUCAACCUCACCUCUCCGUUCCAGCCUGGACACGGCUACUUGGUGAGCACCGAUGAUCGCAGCCUGCCCCUCUCCUCCUUCACUCAGAGGGAUCUGCGCCUCUUAAAGAUUGCCUACCAGCCCCCCUCUGAAGACUCGGACCAGGAGCGUCUCUUUGAACUGGAGCUGGAGGUGGUGGACCCGGAAGGAGCAGCCUCAGACCCCUUUGCUUUCAUGAUAGUGGUGAAGCCCAUGAACACACUGGCUCCGGUUGUCACCCAGAACACUGGACUUAUUCUCUAUGAGGGUCAGUCUCGGCCGCUCACAGGCCCCACAGGCAGUGGACCACAAAACUUGAUCAUCAGUGAUGAGGACGACCUAGAAGCAGUGAGGCUGGAGGUCGUGGCUGGGCUCCGGCAUGGUCACCUCGUCAUUGUGGGUGAUUCUAGUGGCAACACUGCUCCCAAGACCUUUACAGUGGCUGAGCUGGCAGCCGGCCACGUGGUGUACCAGCAUGAUGACAGAGAUGGCUCACUGAGUGACAACCUGGUGCUUCGCAUGGUGGACGGAGGAGGCAGGCACCAGGUACAAUUUCUGUUCCCCAUCACCUUAGUGCCUGUGGACGACCAGCCACCUGUCCUUAAUGCCAACACGGGGCUGACACUGGCAGAGGGUGAAACAGUGCCCAUACUGCCCGUUGCUCUGAGUGCAACUGACAUGGAUUCAGAUGACUCUCUGCUGCUUUUUGUGCUGGAGUCGCCCCCCUCAGCUGCAGGGCAUCUGCUUCUCCGUCUAACUCAUCCUCCCCACGAGGAGCAGGAGCUUCUCAGGGGCCUUUGGAGGAAGCAGGGAGCAUUCUAUGAGCGAACAGUGACAGAGUGGCAGCAGCAGGACAUAACGGAAGGGAGGCUGUUCUACAGGCACUCUGGGCCCCAUAGUCCUGGACCAGUCAUGGACCAAUUCACCUUUAGAGUCCAGGAUAACCAUGACCCCCCUAACCAGUCCGGGCUGCAGAGGUUUGUGGUACGCAUUCAUCCUGUGGACCGCCUCCCUCCAGAGCUGGGCAGCGGCUGUCCCCUUCGAAUGGUGGUGCAGGAAUCCCAGCUCACACCACUGAGGAAGAAGUGGCUGCGCUACACUGACACAGACACAGAUGAUCGAGAACUGCGUUACACAGUGACCCAGCCCCCCGUGGACACAGAUGAAAACCACUCUCCAGCCCCACUGGGCACCUUGGUACUGACUGACAACCCCUCAGUCGUGGUGACCCAUUUUACCCAAGCCCAGAUCAACCACCAUAAAAUUGCUUACAGACCCCCAAGUCAGGAGCUGGGAGUGGCUGCUCGGGUGGCCCAGUUCCAGUUCCAGGUGGAGGACCGAGCUGGGAAUUGGGCUCCAGGCACCUUCACCCUUUAUUUGCAGCCAGUGGACAACCAGCCACCUGAGAUCCUCAACACCGGCUUCACUGUUGAGGAGAAGGGCCACCACACCCUGAGGGAGACCGAGCUGCAUGUGAAUGAUGUAGACACUGAUGCUGCCCACAUCACGUUCACUCUCACACAGGCACCCAAACAUGGCCACAUGCGAGUAUCUGGACAGGUACUGCAUGUACGGGGGCUCUUCCACUUGGAGGACAUAAAACAGGGCCGAAUUUCCUAUGCCCAUAACGGAGAUGCGUCCCUGACUGACAGCUGCUCCUUGGAGGUCAGCGACAGACACCAUGUGGUGCCCAUCACUCUCAGAGUGAAUGUCCGGCCAGUGGACGAUGAGGUGCCCAUGCUCAGCCUUCCUACUGGCACUCUAGAGUCCUAUCUAGAUGUCUUAGAAAACGAGGCUACUGAAAUCACUGCCAAUGUUAUUAAGGGGACUGAUGAGGACACCGAUGAUUUGAUGUUGACCUUCCUAUUGGAAGAUCCGCCCUUGUAUGGGGAAAUACUGGUCAAUGGAGUACCAGCAGAGCAGUUUACCCAAAGGGACAUUUUGGAGGGCUCUGUCGUCUAUGCGCAUACCAGUGGUGAGAUAGGCCUAUUACCCAAAGCAGACUCUUUUAACUUGAGUCUGUCAGAUACAUCUCAAGAAUGGAGAAUCAGUGGCAAUGCUAUCCGAGGAGUUACUGUGUGGGUGACCAUCCUCCCUGUCGACAACCAGGCCCCAGAAAUUUCUGUGGGUGAACGGUUUAUAGUAAUGGAAGGUGAUAAAAGUGUUAUAACCUCCAGGCAUAUAAGUGCUGAAGAUAUUGAUUCCCUGAAUGAUGACAUCUUAUGCACUGUAGUGAUACAGCCUACCUCAGGUUAUGUUGAAAACAUUUCUCCAGCACCAGGCUCUGAGAAAUCAAGAGCAGGGAUUGCCAUCAGUGCCUUCACUCUGAAAGAUCUCAGGCAGGGUCACAUUAACUAUGUCCAGAGUGUUCAUAAAGGGGUGGAACCUGUGGAGGACCGAUUCGUAUUUCGGUGUUCUGAUGGCAUUAACUUUUCAGAGAGACAUUUUUUCCCCAUUGUAAUCAUUCCCACCAAUGAUGAGCAGCCGGAAAUAUUUAUGAGAGAAUUUAUGGUGAUGGAAGGCAUGAGUUUGGUGAUCGAUACACCUAUUCUCAAUGCAGCUGACGCUGACAUUCCACCGGAUGAUUUAACUUUCACUAUUACCCAAUUUCCUACUCAUGGUCACAUCAUGAACCAGCUGAUAAAUGGCACGGUUUUGGUUGAAAGCUUCACCUUGGACCAGAUCAUAGAGAGCUCCAGCAUUAUUUAUGAGCAUGAUGACUCUGAGACCCAGGAAGACAGUUUUGUGAUUAAAGUAACAGAUGGCAGGCACUCUGUGGAAAAGAUGGUCCUCAUUAUAGUUAUCUCUGUGGAUGAUGAGACUCCCAGAAUGGCCAUCAAUAACGGACUAGAAAUAGAAAUUGGAGAAACCAAAAUUAUCAACAACAAAAUAUUAAUGGCAACUGAUUUAGACUCUGAUGACAAAUCUUUGGUUUAUAUUAUCCGUUAUGGGCCGAGACAUGGCUUGUUACAGAAACGAAAACCUACAGGUGCCUUUGAAAAUAUCACACUGGGCAUGAAUUUUACCCAGGAUGAAGUGGACAGAAACUUAAUUCAGUAUGUCCAUUUUUGGCCAGAAGGCAUUCGGGACCUAAUUAAGUUUGAUGUGACUGAUGGAAUAAAUGCCCUCAUAGACCGCUAUUUUUAUGUGUCCAUCAGGAGCAUUGACAUUGUCUUCCCUGAUGUGAUAAGUAAGGGAGUGUCCUUGAAAGAAGGUGGCAAGGUCACUCUCACAACAGACUUACUAAGCACUAGUGACUUGAACAGUCCUGAUGAAAACUUAGUUUUUACCAUCACCAGGACUCCCAUGAGAGGUCACUUAGAGUGCACAGAUCAACCUGGAGUGUCCAUUACAUCUUUUACUCAGCUCCAACUGGCUGGCAACAAAAUCUACUACAUCCACACAGCUGAUGAUGAGGUAAAGAUGGACAGUUUUGAGUUUCAAGUCACUGAUGGACAUAACCCUGUCUUCCGGACAUUCCGUAUCUCCAUUAGUGAUGUGGACAACAAAAAGCCAGUGGUCACCAUCCAUAACCUGGUUGUCAGCGAAAGUGAAAACAAGCUGAUCACUCCCUUUGAACUCACUGUUGAAGACAGAGACACUCCUGACAAACUCCUGAAAUUUACUGUCACCCAGGUGCCUGUUCAUGGUCAUCUCCUAUUCAACAAUAGCAGACCUGUUAUGGUUUUUACGAAACAAGACUUGAAUGAAAACUUAAUCAGCUACAAACAUGAUGGCACUGAGUCAAGUGAAGACAGCUUCUCCUUCACAGUGACUGAUGGCACCCAUACAGACUUCUAUGUUUUUCCUAAUACAGUAUUUGAAACAAGGAGACCCCAAGUGAUGAGGAUCCAGGUCUUAGCUGUUGACAAUAGUGUUCCCCAAAUUGCAGUGAACAAAGGGGCCUCUAUGCUUCGUACUCUGGCCACUGGCCACUUGGGAUUCAUGAUCACAAGCAAAAUAUUGAAAGUAGAGGACAGAGACAGCCUACACUUUUCUCUUAAAUUUAUUGUGACAGAGGCUCCUCAACAUGGAUAUCUCCUCAACCUGGGCAAAGGCAACCACAGCAUCACUCAGUUUACUCAAGCUGACAUUGAUGACAUGAAAAUAUGCUAUGUCUUAAGAGAAGGGGCUAAUGCCACAAGUGAUAUAUUCCAUUUUGCAGUUGAAGAUGGUGGUGGAAACAAGUUAACCAAUCAACAUUUUCGUCUGAAUUGGGCAUGGAUCUCCUUUGAAAAGGAAUAUUACCUGAUCAAUGAGGACUCCAAAUUUCUAGAUGUUGUUCUUAAACGCAGAGGUUACUUGGGAGAAACUUCUUUUAUAAGUAUUGGCACCAGAGAUGGCUCUGCAGAAAAAGACAAAGAUUUCAAGGGCAAAGCACAAAAACAAGUGCAGUUCAACCCAGGCCAGACCAGGGCCACAUGGAGGGUGCGGAUCCUGAGCGAUGGGGAGCAUGAGCAGUCUGAGACCUUCCAGGUGGUACUCUCAGAGCCGGUGCUGGCUGCCCUGGAAUUCCCCUCAGUGACCACCGUGGAGAUCGUUGACCCGGGAGAUGAGUCAACUGUAUUUAUUCCCCAGUCUGAAUACUCCAUUGAAGAAGAUGUUGGUGAACUAUUCGUCCCCAUCAGGAGAAGUGGAGAUGUCAGGCAGGAGUUAAUGGUGAUCUGUUAUACCCAACAAGGAACGGCUACCGGAACUGUGCCGACUUCAGUGUUGUCUUAUUCUGAUUACAUAUCCAGGCCUGAGGACCACACCAGUGUCAUCCGCUUUGACAAAGACGAAAAGGAGAAAAUGUGUCGGAUAGUCAUUAUCGAUGACUCCUUGUACGAAGAGGAGGAAACAUUCCGUGUCCUGCUGAGCAUGCCCAUGGGUGGGAGAGUCGGAUCAGAGUUCCCAGAGGCUCGGGUUACAAUCGUCCCUGACAAAGACGAUGAACCCGUCUUCUACUUUGGUGACGUCAAGUACUCUGUGGACGAGAGUGCCGGCUACGUGGAGGUGCAGGUGUGGAGAACGGGCACUGACCUGUCCAGGUCUUCUAGUGUCAUGGUGAGGUCUCGGAAAACAGAUCCUCCCUCUGCAGAAGCUGGAGCAGACUAUGUGGGCAUCAGUCGUAAUUUAGAUUUUGCACCUGGAGUCAACAUGCAGACUCUUCGUGUUACCAUUCUCGAUGACCUUGGACAACCAGUGCUGGAAGGAAUUGAGAGAUUUGAACUGGUGCUUCGUAUGCCUAUGAACGCAGCCCUCGGCGAGCCCAGCAAAGCCACAGUGUCCAUAAAUGACUCUGUCUCUGAUUUGCCUAAAAUGCAAUUCAAAGAACGAGUAUAUACUGGCAGUGAAAGUGAUGGGCAGAUAAUUGCAAUGAUCCACAGGAGUGGCGAUGUCCAGUACAGGUCUUCAGUGAGGUGCUACACGCGGCAGGCGUCUGCACAGGUGAUGAUGGACUUUGAAGAACGCCCAAACACUGACAUCUCCACCAUCACUUUCCUCCCCGGUGAGACUGAAAAGCCUUGUGUCCUUGAGCUGAUGGAUGACGUCCUCUAUGAGGACCUGGAGGAGCUCCGCCUGGUACUCGGCACUCCACAAAGCAACUCUCCUUUUGGGGCGGCAGUUGGUGAACUAAAUGAAACUCUGAUAAGGAUCCGAGAUGACGCUGAUAAGAGUGUUAUUAAAUUUGGAGAAACCAAGUUUAGCGUCACUGAACCCAAAGAGCCAGGAGAGUCAGUGGUUAUAAAAAUUCCAGUGAUUCGCCAAGGAGACACUUCGAAGGUUUCCAUUGUGAGAGUCCACACCAAGGACGGGUCAGCCACCUCAGGAGAGGACUAUCACCCUGUGUCGGAAGAAAUUGAGUUUAAAGAAGGAGAAACCCAGCACAUUGUUGAAAUUGAAGUAAUUUUCGAUGGGGUAAGAGAAAUGAGAGAGGCCUUCACUGUUCACCUAAAACCUGAUGAAAAUAUGAUAGCAGAAACGCAGGUGACCAAAGCCAUUGUAUAUAUAGAAGAAAUGAACAGCAUGGCAGAUGUCACUUUUCCUUCUGUCCCUCAAAUUGUGUCCUUGCUGAUGUAUGAUGACACUUCCAGAGCUAAAGAGAGUGCUGGGCCUGUGUCUGGCUAUCCUGUUGUCUGCGUCACAGCUUGCAACCCCAAAUAUUCAGACUAUGACAAAACAGGCUCUAUUUGUGCAAGUGAGAGCAUCAAUGACACUUUGACCCGGUACCGAUGGCUGAUCAGUGCUCCCGCAGGCCCUGAUGGCGUGACCAGCCCCAUGAGAGAAGUGGACUUCGACACCUUUUUCACUUCAUCCAAGAUGAUCACAUUAGACUCCAUAUACUUUCAGCCUGGCUCCCGGGUGCAGUGUGCGGCCCGUGCUGUCAACGCCAACGGGAAUGAAGGCCUGGAGCUGAUGAGCCCUAUUGUAACCAUCAGCAGAGAAGAAGGUCUUUGCCAGCCCCGUGUGCGUGGGGUAGUGGGGGCAGAGCCGUUCUCAGCGAAACUGCGCUACACAGGCCCCGAGGACCCAGACUACUCAAACCUUAUCAAGCUUACUGUCACGAUGCCACACAUAGACGGCAUGCUCCCUGUAAUCUCCACUAGAGAGCUUUCCAACUUUGAGCUGACCCUCAGCCCUGAUGGGACAAGAGUUGGAAACCACAAGUGCUCCAAUCUACUGGAUUAUACUGAAGUGAGGACCCACCAUGGCUUCUUGACUGAUGCGACAAAAAACCCAGAAAUAAUUGGAGAGAUGUAUCUUUAUCAGUACAGCUCAGCCAUCCGAGGUUCCAGUACCUUACGCUUCUACAGAAACCUGAACCUGGAGGCCUGUCUGUGGGAGUUUGUCAGCUACUAUGACAUGUCUGAACUCCUCACCGACUGUGGAGGCACCAUCGGAACAGAUGGACAGGUCCUAAACCUAGUUCAGUCUUAUGUGACCCUUCGGGUCCCUCUGUAUGUUUCCUACGUGUUCCAUUCCCCCGUGGGGGCAGGAGGCUGGCAGCAUUUUGACUUGAAGUCCGAGCUUCGUCUAACUUUUGUGUACGACACUGCCAUCUUGUGGAACGAGGGGAUUGGCAGCCCCCCAGAAGCCGAGCUCCAAGGUUCUCUCUAUCCAACCAGCAUGCGCAUCGGUGAAGAGGGGCGCUUGGCCGUGCACUUCAAGACGGAGGCUCAAUUCCAUGGCUUGUUUGUGCUGUCACAUCCGGCAUCCUAUACGAGCUCAAUGAUCAUGUCAGCUGACCAUCCCGGGCUUACGUUUUCCCUCCGCCUCCUGAGGAGUGAACCAACCUAUAACCAGCCAGUACAGCAAUGGAGCUUUGUCUCUGACUUCGCGGUACGUGACUACUCAGGCACCUAUACUGUGAAACUGCUGCCAUGUACCACCCCAUCACAUCAGGAGUACCGCCUGCCAGUCACCUGCAACCCCAGAGAGCCUGUCACCUUUGACCUUGACAUCCGAUUCCAACAGGUCAGUGAUCCAGUGGCGGCUGAGUUUAGCUUGAACACCCAAAUGUACCUACUGUCUAAGAAGAGCCUCUGGUUGUCUGAUGGAUCCAUGGGAUUUGGUCAAGAGAGUGAUGUUGCUUUUGCAGAAGGAAAACAUUCUGCCUUUGCAAAAGUUGGCAUGAUCUACAGCAAUCAUCAUUUUCCUUAUUGCUUAAAGGACAAAGCUCAGCCAGAGACACAAGCCACCAGUUUUGGAAAUGUCCUGUUUAAUGCCAAACUAGCAGUGGAUGACCCAGAAGCUAUUCUCUUAGUGAAUCAGCCUGGAUCUGAUGGAUUUAAAAUUGACUCAACACCACUCUUUCAGGUCACUCUGGGACGAGAAUGGUACAUACACGCCAUCUACACGGUAAGAUCAAAAGACAAUGCCAAUCGAGGUAUUGGGAAAAGAAGUGUGGAGUACCAGUACCACUCUCUGGUGGGUCAAGGGAAGACGCAGGCAACUACCAAGAGCCGGAAGAAGAGGGAGACCAGGAGCACAUCCCCACUGGCGUGGGAAAUCGGUGCUGAAAACAACCGAGGAACAAACAUCCAGCACAUUGCCCUGGACCGCACGCACAAGAGGCAGAUCCCGCAAGGGAGAGUUCCUCCCGACGGCAUCCUCCCUCGCGAGCUCAACAGUCCCAGCUCUGGGUUCAGCCUGAUCAUGGUCAUGGGAGGCAUCGCAGUGGGAUUAUUCACCAUCUGCCUCGUGGUCAUUGCCGUGAUGAUGUGCAAGAGCAGGGAGAGCUUCAGAAGAAAGGAUGCCCCGAAGGGCUCCAGCAGCAGCGAGCCCAUGAUGCCGCCACAGAGCCAGCACGGCGACAGCUCAGAGGUUUGAUGACCACAGGUCGAAUUCAACCUUUGCCCCAAGUGCCUCAGAAAAGACUACACAGGAACCCCAAAUGCUGCUGGUAAACAGCAGAGAACUGGGGACUUCUGUGAUGAAGCUGCUCAAAGGACCUGACUAUACUAAUGUACUUUGAUUUGAAUACUGUCUACUUUUUCAUGCAUCAAAGGACAAAUUCACACCACAUCCUCCCGUUUGCCCAGAAGGUAGCAACAAUGUAGUCACAUGUACACAAAACCAUAGAUGGACCUCAAGGAAUGUACUUCUCGUGUUAGGCAUAUUCUCUACACCAUGGAGAUGAACCUGUUCAAAGGUGCUAUGAGACUCUCUAAGAAGUUUAAGAGGAGUCUAUUAUUGCUAUGUUAGUGUGAACUUUGAAGGUGCAAUUAUCACAUUGUUUAUUCAUUGUAUAAACAGAUUAUUACCAGAAAGGUUUUAAUUGGUAUUCUGGAAGAAUGGUGAACACACUGUUUAUUAUGACAAGUUUCUAAUAGGUGAAGAUGGCAUAGAAUUGUGACCAGGGGUAGCUCAACCCACAAAUCACCUUUUCUACUAUUUGGGAAUGAGAGAAAGGAAAGAUCGAGGGAAGGGAACUUGCUCACUUGGAUUCGAAUUGCUUCUCACCCUCAUCAGAUC